UGCAAUGGACAUCGCGGUUGAGUUAACUCAUACUGCGUCACAAGUUUAUUUAAGCAUUCGCAGAGAAAAACUUCCAUGGAUAUUACCACGUUUCGUAAAUGAUAUAGCGUAUGACCAUCUCCCAUCUCGUUUCUCCGCAUAUAUUAUUCCACCUUUUAUUAGAGGAAAAAUAGUAGAAAAUUUUAUUAAAUCUUUUCCGUCACCUCCUCCUCUAAUGCCUACUGAUUCUUUUAUUGCUUCACUUCCUACUAUAAACUUUGAAAUUUUUCAAUGCCUUGCAGUUGGUACAAUUAUUGUGAAACCGAAUAUUAAAGAAUUUAAAUCUGAAAAUAAUCAAAUUGAAUUUGUUGAUGGGACUGUCUUGGAGAAUAUUGAUGUUGUUAUUUAUGCUAUAGUUGAACAAGAGUUUGGAAAAGAUUUUCAACAUAUAGUUUGGUUAUACAAAUCGAUGUUUUCUCCAAAAUAUCCAAAUAUUGCUUUCCUUGGAUUGGCAUUAGGAGCUGGUGCUAUCUUGCCGAUCAGUGAGAUGCAAGCACGUUAUAUAACAAGUCUUGUUAAAGGAUUUAUCAAGCCACUCCCAUCUCAAUAUGAAAUGGAAAAAUCUAUACGCAAUUUUUAUGAAAAUAUACAUAAAAAUUUUUGUGGAUCUGCUCGUAGUGCUAUUCGGUUAAACUAUUUAUCUUAUAUGGAUACUUUGAGUAAAGAGAUUGGAUGCUAUCCUCAUUCUUAUGAGAUAAUUAAAAGAUUUGGCUUUAUAUUUUGGAAAAUAAUUAUGUUCGGCGUGCCUACUCCUAUUCAAUAUCGGCUAUUAGGAAGGAAUUCUUGGGAAGGUGCAAAAGAAGCUAUUUCGCUCUACAACAAAAAUAAUUAUAAAACUACUGCGAAAAUGCCAAAAAACAGACGUGAUGGGCAAGCUCUUGUUAAUAUUUCUAUAUCAACAAUCUGUAAAUUUGCUUAUAAAUCUUGGAGAUAUAUAGAUGCUUAUGAAAAAGGUUUGGAUAGUAGAACUGCUGAUUGGGCUAUUAACAAGUAUAAAUCUUAUUAUUAUUUAUCUGGAAAUAUUGAAAAAAAAUAG
Dentiscutata heterogama is the source of this 1075-nucleotide messenger RNA. The record is from the annotation of a GenBank genome assembly. Lineage: Eukaryota; Fungi; Glomeromycota; Glomeromycetes; Diversisporales; Gigasporaceae.